AUGCUUUGGAAGCAAUUCUCGAGAAGAUCAAUUUCACCACAGAAUAAAGAGAACUUAAAUUAAUAGGUUGUACAUAUUUUGUUAUCAAAGAGGUUAUAACUAAAAGGAGAGAUAGCAAAAUUUCAAAUCGAUAUCACGAUAAUUGUUCAUAACUUACAAUCAUUGAAAAUUAUCAAAUACCAAAAUAACCAAAGUUGAAAUCAUUAGAUCCUCUAUUUGAUGAGACUCUAUGGAAAUGUAAUUCAUAAGAUCUAACUUUAAAAUUAUUUAAAGAAUCAAUAAUUGAUAAAACAGCAGCAUUUAAAGAGAUAUAUAUAGUUGGAAAAUAAAUUGGUUCAGGAUCCUAUGCUAGUGUUAGAUUAUGUGCUGAUAAAUUAACACUAAAAUCAUAUGCUCUUAAAAUUUAUAAUAAAUCUGGCAUUUCAUCUAGUCGUUAAAAGUCCAUUCUUCGUGAAAUUCGCAUACUUUAAAUGGUCAAACAUCCGAACAUUAUUAAUGUUUAUAAUGUGAUAGAAACUAAUAAUCAUAUAAAUUUACUUUUAGAAUAUAUUGAUGGAAAAUAAUUAAAUACUUUAAAAGGUUAUAAUUUAAAAUAAGCCUUAUUCUAAAUUGCAUCAGCUUUAAAUUAUUUACAUCUUCGACAUAUUACCCAUAGAGAUGUUAAAAUUGAAAACAUACUUUAUUCAGAUGGUUAAGUCAAAUUAAUUGAUUUUGGUUUUUCCACACUUUUUUCUAAUUCAAUUAAAAAAAAAAUUUAUUGUGGCACUCCCAGUUAUAUGGCUCCAGAAAUUGUUACUAAAUAAUAUUACAGAGGACCUCCUGCUGAUAUAUGGGCCUUUGGAAUUGUCAUAUUUUAUUUAACUUAAGGAUAUUUUCCAUUCAAAGGUUAAAAUGAUAAAGAAUUAUUUCAAUUGAUUUUUUAAUGCAAAAUUAAUUUUAAUUCCAUUAAUGAUACUUACUUGUAAGAUCUAUUAUAUUAAAUGCUAUAAUUUGAUCCUGAUGAUCGCAUUUCUGCUAAUGAUGUAUAAAUUACAAUUUUAUUUAGAUUCUCUCACAUCCUUGGUUUUUAGAAUAAAUCAAACCAAUUAGAAUUAAUAAAACACAAAAAUCAAGCUGUUCAAAAAUUCAUUCACCUAAAUAAAUCAAUCCUUAUCAAUAAUAUUAAUCAACAGUUAAAAAAAAUGAUAAAGCUUCAAUAGAAUAUCAAUUAGAUCAUUCUUAAAUUAGAAAAGGUAUAGUCCAAUCAUACAUGAGUUCUGUUGCAUCCACUAAAUCACCAAUUUUAAGGAGAAGAGAUUCAGGAAAUUAAACAUUUGAUAGAAGUAGUAAUUCUGUUAUUAAUUAAUAUAAAUGA
Messenger RNA from Paramecium sonneborni, 1354 nucleotides. NCBI's taxonomy places the organism in Eukaryota, Ciliophora, Oligohymenophorea, Peniculida, Parameciidae. The record is from the annotation of a GenBank genome assembly.